This is a messenger RNA of Nannospalax galili (Upper Galilee mountains blind mole rat), 9468 nucleotides long. RefSeq names its product tripartite motif containing 24 (gene Trim24). Lineage: Eukaryota; Metazoa; Chordata; Mammalia; Rodentia; Spalacidae. Gene Ontology annotation, molecular function: zinc ion binding; protein binding. The coding region runs from base 264 to 3407 and encodes 1047 amino acids. The record is from RefSeq and is a predicted model, not a curated record. The transcript has 19 exons.
UGAGAGGCGCGCGCGGGCGGGCUGGGCGGAUUCGAGCGGCUGCGCGGCGGUUGGCGAGGCAGACAGUGUGGCCGCGUCGCCGUGAGGGGAACGGUUCCCCGCUGACAGCUCCGCGUCUUCCGGCCGCGCCACCCGGGAGGCGGCUUCCUCCCGGCGCUCCCUCCGCGCGGCCUCUGAGGAGCAGCCGAAGGCGACGGCUGAGGUCGUCGGGGGCGGCGGGCGGGGAGCGCGCUCCCCCCUUACCCGGCGGCGGCCGCAGGACAAUGGAGGUGGCUGUGGAGAAGGCGGCGGCGGCCGCGGCUCCGGCGAUGGGGGCCGGGGGCCCGGCAGCCGCGAGCGGGGAGAACGAGGCCGAGAGCCGGCAGGGCCCAGACUCGGAGCGCGGCGGCGAGGCGGCCCGGCUCAACCUGUUGGACACUUGCGCCGUGUGCCACCAGAACAUCCAGAGCCGGACGCCCAAGCUGCUACCCUGCCUGCACUCGUUCUGCCAGCGCUGCCUGCCCGCGCCCCAGCGCUACCUCAUGCUGACCGCGCCCGUCCUGGGCUCGGCCGAGACCCCGCCGCCCGUCCCCGCCCCCGGCUCUCCGGCCAGCGGCCCGUCGCCGUUCGCCACACAAGUUGGAGUCAUUCGAUGCCCAGUGUGCAGUCAAGAAUGUGCAGAGAGACAUAUCAUAGAUAACUUUUUUGUGAAGGACACUACUGAGGUUCCCAGCAGUACAGUAGAAAAGUCUAAUCAGGUGUGUACAAGCUGUGAAGACAAUGCAGAAGCGAAUGGGUUUUGUGUAGAGUGUGUCGAAUGGCUCUGCAAGACUUGCAUUAGAGCUCACCAAAGGGUGAAGUUCACAAAAGACCACACUGUCAGACAGAAAGAGGAAGUAUCUCCAGAGGCAGUUGGUGUGACCAGUCAGCGACCAGUGUUUUGUCCUUUCCAUAAAAAGGAGCAGUUGAAGCUUUACUGUGAGACAUGUGACAAACUGACCUGUCGAGAUUGCCAACUUCUAGAACACAAAGAACAUAGAUAUCAAUUUAUAGAAGAAGCUUUUCAGAACCAAAAAGUGAUCAUAGAUACACUUAUCACCAAGCUGAUGGAAAAAACAAAAUACAUAAAAUAUACAGGAAAUCAGAUCCAAAACAGAAUAAUUGAAGUAAAUCAAAAUCAGAAGCAGGUGGAACAGGAUAUUAAAGUUGCUAUCUUUACAUUGAUGGUUGAAAUAAAUAAAAAAGGAAAAGCUCUUCUGCACCAGCUAGAGAGCCUUGCAAAGGACCAUCGCAUGAAACUCAUGCAGCAACAACAGGAAGUGACUGGACUGUCUAAGCAGUUAGAGCAUGUAAUGCACUUUUCCAAGUGGGCAGUUUCCAGUGGCAGCAGUACGGCCCUGCUGUACAGCAAGCGGCUGAUUACAUACCGGUUACGGCACCUUCUUCGUGCAAGGUGUGAUGCUUCUCCAGUGACCAACAACACCAUCCAGUUUCACUGUGAUCCUAGUUUCUGGGCCCAAAAUAUUAUCAAUUUAGGUUCUUUAGUAAUCGAAGAUAAAGAGAGCCAGCCACAAAUGCCUAAGCAGAAUCCUGUCGUGGAACAGAAUUCCCAGCCACCAGGUGGUUUAUCUUCCAACCAGUUAUCCAAGUUUCCAACACAGAUCAGCCUAGCUCAGUUACGACUCCAGCAUAUGCAGCAACAGGUAAUGGCUCAGAGGCAACAGGUGCAACGGAGGCCAGCACCUGUGGGUUUACCAAACCCUAGAAUGCAGGGGCCAAUCCAGCAGCCUUCCAUCUCUCAUCAGCAACCGCCACCACGUCUAAUAAACUUUCAGAAUCACAGUCCUAAGUCCAAUGGACCAGUCCUUCCUCCUCAUCCUCAACAGCUGAGAUAUUCACCAAACCAGAAUAUGCCACGGCAGGCAAUAAAACCCAACCCCCUACAGAUGGCCUUUCUGGCUCAACAGGCCAUAAAACAGUGGCAGAUCAGCAGUGGCCAGACUACCCCCACCACCGCCAGCAGCUCAUCUUCUACUCCCUCCAGUCCCACGAUCACAAGUGCAGCAGGAUAUGAUGGAAAAUCUUUUAGUUCACCUAUGAUUGAUUUGAGUUCACCAGUGGGAGGUUCAUAUAAUCUUCCUUCUCUUCCAGAUAUUGAUUGUUCAAGUACUAUCAUGUUGGACAAUAUUUCGAGGAAAGAUACAAGUAUAGAUCAUGGCCAGCCAAGACCACCAUCAAACAGAACAGUUCAGUCCCCAAAUUCGUCAGUGCCAUCUCCAGGCCUUACAGGACCUGUUACUAUGACUAGCGUCCACCCCCCAAUACGUUCACCUAGUGCCUCCAGCGUUGGGAGCCGAGGAAGCUCUGGCUCUUCUAGCAAACCAGCAGGAGCUGAUUCUACACACAAAGUCCCAGUAGUCAUGUUGGAGCCAAUCCGAAUAAAACAAGAAAACAGUGGACCACCUGAAAAUUAUGAUUUUCCUGUUGUUAUAGUGAAACAAGAAUCUGAUGAAGAAUCUAGACCUCAAAAUACCACCUAUCCAAGAAGCAUACUUACUUCCCUCCUUUUAAAUAGUAAUCAGAACUCUUCGUCUGAGGAAACUGUACUAAGAUCUGAUGCCCCUGAUAGCACAGGAGACCAACCUGGACUUCAUCAGGAAAAUCCCUCAAAUGGAAAGUCUGAGUGGCUGGAUGCCUCCCAGAAGUCUCCACUUCAUGUUGGAGAGAUGAGGAAGGAGGAAGACCCCAAUGAAGACUGGUGUGCAGUUUGUCAGAAUGGAGGGGAACUUCUGUGCUGUGAAAAGUGUCCCAAAGUGUUCCAUCUUUCUUGUCAUGUGCCCACAUUGACAAACUUCCCAAGUGGAGAAUGGAUUUGUACUUUCUGCCGAGACUUAUCUAAACCAGAAGUUGAAUAUGAUUGUGAUGCUCCCAGUCACAACUCAGAAAAAAGGAAAACUGAAGGCCUUAUUAAAUUAACACCAAUAGAUAAAAGGAAAUGUGAACGCCUACUUCUAUUUCUUUAUUGCCAUGAAAUGAGCUUGGCUUUUCAAGACCCUGUUCCUCUGACUGUGCCUGAUUAUUAUAAAAUAAUUAAAAACCCAAUGGACUUGUCAACCAUCAAGAAAAGACUUCAAGAAGAUUAUUACAUGUAUACGAAGCCUGAAGAUUUUGUAGCUGAUUUUAGAUUGAUCUUUCAAAACUGUGCUGAAUUCAAUGAGCCUGAUUCAGAAGUCGCCAAUGCUGGCAUAAAGCUUGAAAGCUAUUUUGAAGAACUCCUAAAGAACCUUUAUCCAGAAAAAAGGUUUCCUAAACUGGAAUUCAGGAAUGACUCAGAAGAUAAUAAAUUCAGUGAUGAUUCAGAUGAUGACUUUGUUCAGCCCCGGAAGAAGCGCCUCAAAAGCAUUGAGGAGCGCCAGCUGCUGAAAUAAGCAGCGUCGAGCAGAAGCUUGUUCUUAGGAUUUUUUUGUUUAAAAAAAUAAAAAACAUUGUCAGUAAUUUAACAUCAUGACAAAGAAGGGUUUCUGGGCUCUUUGAUCGUUUUUGCUGUUUACUGGACUUUGAUUUCCUUAAUAACCCAUCUCUUUUAACCUCUUACCAUUAAUAAGAAUAAAAAAGAGGAAGGAAGGAAAUGUGAAAGAAGAGAAGGAAAGGAGGAAGAAAAGAUAAUAGGAAGAGAAGAGACAGCAAAGCAAACAAAAUAAAAAGACAUUCUUCCUGCUUCCUGGAUUUCAUACAGUUUGGAGUAAAAGCUACUGUAGAAAGAAAGAGACUUUGAACUAAGUUGAGAUUUUAAUGUCAUUUGAGUGUGUGCGUUAAUCCAUAUUUAGAAUAUUAAUGCCACUUCCCAUGAUUAUGACCCAACUGUAAGAGUUAGGUGUACUGCACUAAAAGAACGUGCGUGGUAUCCCAGGAUGCUUGCUGGGAAAGGUGGUAGAUAAAUGCGAUUAGGAUACCUAAUAGUAUUUCAUGUAAGAGGGCAAAUGGAUUAAAGGAAAAUCAGGAAAACAAAUGUUUGAUUAUUGUUUUUGUUUUUAUCUUUGUUAGAGAUGUUGGAUAUAGCAGGUUUUUCAGGGCCAUUUUUCAUUUAUUUCUAGAUCUAGGUUUUCUUAAGCUUUGCUUGAAGGAACUAAGUGUGCCAUUUUACAUUUCCAGUAUGUGGUCUGUUUGGGUUUUUUUUUUUUUUUUUUUGGUUUUUUGACUGUGCAGAUGGUCUUUGUAGAGCAAGCUUCAUUGCCUGCAGUGUGGCUUUUAGUAGAACUAUCCAAAAUGUAGAAGAGAGUAGGGUGCAUCAUAUUUGGUAUGAGAUUUCUUCAGCAUGUACCCUGGUGGCCACUAAAUUUAAGUUCCCCUAACAGGAACUAAUUUUGUGGCUUUCACCUGUCUUUAUAAUUUCAAAUGAAAAUACAUUGUGGGGUUUGGGAGACAGCAGUUGGGGUGGGGAUAGUGAAAAAAAAUACUUUUUCCUGAAACAUUUCUUUCCUGGUUUCUGUUUGCUUAUUUUCUUUCAAGAGAACCUCACAUUUCAUGUUUGACCUGCCUUAAUUCAGAAUUUCAUUUUCUUUCUGGUAGAGAUACAAACGGUCUAUCUUUUGAGACAGGCAUAGUCUUAAUGGGCGAGAUCCAGCCAGGUUGACAUCCAUGUAUUCCUCUUGCUUGUUUGGUGAUUUUUUUUUUUUUUAAUUUUUUAGGCUCAGAUGAACAAAGCAACAAGAAAAGUAGGUUAAGAUAGAAUAAAGUUGUGCCAUAUACUAAUCCAAUAUUUGACAAAAUACUCAAGAAUAAUUUGCCAUAGAACUUUUAUUAUUGAGGCAUAUUUGACUAGAAGAAUUUUUUAGGGUGACAGUAAAAACACAGCUUUCAGCUGGAUGUGGUGGCAUAUACCUGUAAUGGCAGCACUUGGGAGGUAGAGUUAGGAAAAUCAGGAGUUCAGGGUCAUCCUACAUAGUUUGAGACCAGCCUAGACUACUUGAGACCCUUUCUGAAAACAAACACCUAAAAACAGACUUGGUUUGUCCAAAUCACAAUACUACUUUAUUACACAUUAUUACUAAGAUAAUUUGAGAGUAUUGUAUGAAUGAUUCAUUGAUAAAGUUAUAAGGAAAAAAUAACUUCUUAGCAAUAGCUUCCCAUUUUCCAAAUGUAUUAUCUAUAAUAUGUCAGUUAUAUAUUGUGAAAACAUCUUAAUCACUUUUCUAAAUAUGUGUUGUAUGGUGGUUUGUUGUUAUUGAUUUGAAUAUGCAGUUGACAUUUGUUCUCCAAAGACUAUUUGAACAAAUUUUUUUAAUACAUAUAAACCUUUGGGAAGGGAGAGUUUGAGACAGGGUUUCAUGCUUAGUCCAGUCUAGCCUUGAACUCCUGGUCUUCUUCCCUCCACCUCCCAGGUGCUAGGAUUAAAGGAGUGUGACUUUGGGGUUUUGUUGGUGUUUGGUGUUCAAGGUGGGUGGGUAAAACAUUUGUCUUUAAAUUGUUUAAUUUGGUCCACUAUUGUUAGUGCAACAACUGUGGAACUUUUGUUAAUAGGUUCAUUGUUGCUAUCUUAGAUACUGCUCUCUGAGAGGUAUCACUAAGUACGGGGAAGGUAGGGCUUAAGAAAGAUAAACAUUCCUAAGUGUAUUUGAGGCAGAAUUUCUUUUACUCUAUCCCAAACUGCCACUCUUGUAUUCCAUGCCACGUGAAUCUUUUAAAAUGACACUAUUUCAUGAAUAACCAUCUUUUGCUGAUUGAAAGACAAUUGAGAACCGUGUUUCCUGUAAUUAUGCAUAAUACAUUAUUAAAAGUAAAUGUCUUGGGUUUCUCCAAGUAACACUUUUGUCAUGGUCUCAUGACAUAAUCAUUAACAAGUACCACUGUGUUCAGUGGAUCCUAGCUAAAUGGUCCUUAAAUUCGAAGAGGCUUAAAGAUUUGCCUAACCCCUCCACACUGAUUUUGAGAGCACACAUUCUAAAUAUGUAUUAUGUGGUAAUAUUUGUUGUAUUGAUUUGAAUAUACAGUUGAUAUUUGUUCUCCAAAGUCUAUUUGAGCAAAUUUUUAUAAUACAUACAAACCUUUGGGAAGAGUGAGGUUGAGACAGUUUCAUGUUCAGUCCAGCCUGGCCUUGAGCUCCUGGUCCUCUCUACCCCCCAGGUGCUGGCAUUAAAGGAGUAUGACUUAGGGGUUUUGUUGUUUGGGUGUUUAGGGGAGGAUGAAUAAUACAUUUAACACCACCACCCCCAUUUUUUUUUCAGUUCGGUGUGAUUUAGCAGCCUUGACCUAAGUUUGCUGCCGUAAACAUACUGAGAGUCCUGCAUCAAAGCUCCAGGGUGUGUGAUAACAUGUGUAGUAAACACCCCCACCCCCACUGAAUAUACCUUUGGCAGAGGGUCAUAGAUUAGCAGACCACGCUAAGGCUAGCAUUAACUAACUCCAAGCUUUACCAUAAGCUAAGCACUGGAUCUUUCUGGCAGUUAGGAAACCCAUAAACAGUGACUUAGGAGGUUAAGGCAGAAUUUUAAAUGUGUUAAAGUCCAUUACUGUCAGUGGCACUUAAAUUUUUACUUUAUUCACGGAGAAUCUCCUUUUGCUGAGGACUGAUCCAAUUUAAUGUGAGUUGCUGCAUGUGAACAAAAGGUUUGUGAGUUUAAAUUGAAAAUGUCAAGAAGAAAGUACUCAUUUUCUGUUUAUGUUCCAUAUGACUGAGGGAAAUAGAUCUGAUUUAGCCAUUAAAAUUUUGGACAUGACUCUGAAUUCAGUCAUCUUAUCAGGCUCAUCCUUUUAAAUAACCACUUUUUUUUUUUUUUUUUGAGACAGGGUCUCCCUAUACACAUCCCCAAUCCCCGGCCUGGAGCUAACUAUGGUAGACCAGGCUGGCCUCAAUCUCAUAUCUGCCUGCCUUUGAGUGCUGCGAUUGAAGGUACACAUCACUGAGCCUGGCUCAUGUCUUAUCUGUAAAUCAUUUUAUGGCACCAUAUAAACUAAUAGUUGAUGACUUUAUUUCAUCUUGGAUGGAAAUUGCUAAAUCAUAAUUCACAUGCAGAUACCUAAUGUUCCUGCACCAGUCAGAUCAUAGGCUUCUCUGUGGUGGUUUUACAAAUUAUGAAGGACAUUAGAGGCAAUAGUAUUGGAUUUUGUGUUUUGUUUCUUCAGGAACUGGUGCUCUAAAUUAUUUAAAAGAUUAAAUGAAUUUGAUGAAUUUGUAAUGGAAGACUUAAUGAACAAAUACCUUCUAGUAGCACCUUGUCUAGUUUGAACCCUUUCAUUUCAGCUCCUGUGCAUUCUUCCAGCUGUAGCACUGUUUCAUGUAGGGAUGUGGUAUGGUCGUAAAUAGCAGAACUUAAAAUUUCUAACACGUAUUUCUUCCACCUUAAAAAAUUGACAGGAAAAAAGGACAAGAAAAACUGACAGGAAAGAAGAAAAAUAUUUUCCCCCUUAGAUUUUUAACAGUGACAUUGGUUAUCUAAUCUGCUCUUUAGGGCUUGCACGCCUUUAGUCCAGCAGAGGCAGGCGGAUCUCUGUGAGUUCAAGGCCAGCCUGUUCUACAUAGUGACUUCCAGGCCAGCUGUGGCUACAGGAAGACCCUGUCUCAAAAAAGGCAAAAAAAAACAACUAGAAAGUCCAAAAGAAAGGGCCUGGGAUUCAUAUUACAAAAAGGAGUUUUGCCAUGAAAAAUUCUGCAGAUGGCCCAGAGUGAGGAGAUUCACAAGUACUUUAAAAGUUCACCUAUGUUAGGGUUGGGCACACUCCUUUAAUCCAAGCACUCAUGAGGCAGAGGCAGGCAGAUCUCUCAGAUUGAGGCCAGCUUGGUUUACUUAGCAAGUUCCAGGCAAGCCAGGGCUACAUAGUGAGACCCUGUCUCAAACCCAAAAAAGGUUAUUUAUGUUAAUUUCACAUACAGUUUGGAAACUUUUGAUACUCAGAAACAACUUUUUAAAAGUCAGUUUUAAAUAUUUAAUAGUGGAGGUAAUUAUUUGAUUAUAAAUUUAGUUUUUAAAAUAAGAAUGAUUAAGACCUAAUUUGAGUCCUAGAAAUUCCUUUCUUGGUAGUGUAUUACAUUUAACAAAAUUCCAACAGCCCUGGUUGCUCACACCUUUAGUCCCAGCACUGGGGAAGCAGAGGCAGGCGGAUCUCUGAGAUUGAGGCCAGCCUGGUCUACAUAGUGCUAGGCCAGCUGGGGCUACGGGGAGACCCUGUCUCAAAAAGAAAACAAAAAAUUCCAUCUCUGAUGAGGUAUGGAAGGAAGGUUGUUUUAAUGUCCUCCACCAUUUAGCAGAAAUAUGGGAAUAUGAUUCAAGAUAAGCGAUCCAGAAAAUGUAGUCUGUAUUGUAACAGUGAUAGUGGUUAUAUGAUCUGGUCUCUUUAAGGAUGUUUAAGAAAGUGCAACCUAAAAAGGUGAAAGUAUUUGCCUUUGUAGACAAAUUACAUAUACAAAAUUAUUUGAUUGUGACAGUAUUUCUACUAUACUAUUUAUUACUCUUCAUUACCUGAGUCUUUUAGGGAUCAGUGGAACCAAAAAAAGUUCUUACAGGCAAGUGACCUGGAAUUUGUGCUAAUGACUAAAAAGGUAAGAGUGCUAAGCAACCUUCAUGAGUUAUCAAGGAUUUGUCCAACUAGUUUUCUGUGAAAUUAUGUCAUAUUUUGCCAUACACAUAAUCCCGUGUUCUCUUUGAGGGCCCACUAUGAAGUUCUUAAGGCUGGAGAACCCACAGGUGCUGAGAGUUUGAAAUCUUUGAGAGAGUACUGGAGCAUCAGAUUUGUCAUUGGUUGGUUUUCAGAUACUGCUAAUCUUUGAUUUAAAUAAGUUUCUGUGAACUUCGGUUUGGGGGUUUUCAGUUACUAUUUGUGGUAGGUUGUGUGGGCAGCCGACAUCUUUCCAUCAAGUAUGUUUUGGCCUAAGAUAAUAACUAGACUUUAAGGUGGUUGGUGCCUGCUGGCCAAAUCACAUGAACUGCCUUUGUACAGCCUGAAUCUAGAAAUGUUUAAAGCUCAUGAGUAGUUCCCAAGUUCUGGGAUACAGUUGGCCUUUCAUGUGUUCCAUGUCCAGGAGUCAACCAGUAACAGGUGAAAAUGUUUGAAAAAUAAUGCAUUCUACCUAAAAAUUACAGACUUUGUUAUUUCAUACAUAGCACUGGUAUCAUAUUAGGUUAUGGGAGCUGACAUGUAAGGGAGGGUGUAUAAAUACUGUGCCUUUUUAAUGUAAGGCUUGAGUAUCUGCGGGUUUGGAUAUCCACAAGGAGUCCUGGCCCCAAUCCUCCAAGCAUAUUAGGGAUAAGUGUCUGGGCCUUUACAGGCAACUAGGAUUUUAAGCCAUUAUUCAUGGUAUGCAUCAAGUAGGGACUAUUUGUUCCCUCUUUAAGUGAGGUAUAAGCCUCUUGUACACAGUUUACUAAUACAGCCUUUCAUUAUGGCUGCAGCUGAAUAUUUUUUCCAGUGUUAAAGAGAGUGAACCAGCCAUGUGGUCUACAACAGUAGACCUCUAUAACGAGCCUGAACAGCAAUAAAAGAUAAAAAUGUAAA